CCUGUUUUCCCCCCCCUCCCACAGUGCACUGCGGGGCGCGGCAUUUGGAAGAGGGAAUUGUCUUUAGUUCCUUUCUGUCAGCGUGAAGAGGCGAUGCAGGCAUAAAAUGUUAUGGCUCCUCUCGCGUUUUUUUGGUGUCAGUAUCUGGGCCCUUCCCCCGCAGUAACUCUGAAAUAAAUGCCCUUGAAUCCAAUGAGAGAUACUUUCAUUUCCUUCAGUGGCAUGCUGAAAGCCCCCUCCAGUGAUUCAUGACCAGAUCAAGAUUUUGAAAAUGCUGUUUUAAAACUAACAGAAGAAUCAUCAUUAUUGAUACCGAGGGAGCACCCAGUCUUCAUAUUGUGGAUUUUAAAAAGAAAAAAAAAUGACAACAGAUCAACAAGAGCAGUUAUUGUCCUAUAAUGGGGAUGUCCUUAUUUUUCAGCUGAUAAAAGAAAAAUCUUCACAGGCCAGCAGUAGCAAAAUAAACAAAUUGCAUGUCAGACAAAUGACUUUUGACACUGGUACAAAACUAUUUGUUGAAACAUCCACUGGGUCUUUCAGCAUGAGUGGGGAAGGCGUUGAAAUUAUUAAAUCUUGCUGUGCAUCUUGCUUCAGGACAGGAAUUCUUCGUCCCUAUAUUCUACUGAAAAAGAGAAAGAAAGGGGGCAUUAAAUAUAUUUUACUCUUCCUUUAUAACUUUAACAAAUUUGAGGUGGCCUUACAUUUUAAAUUGGACUAUGAACUCAAAGAAUCUGUAAAAGUACUUGAUGGUCCAACAGUUCUAUGGAGCUAUUCAAAACAACUGUUUUAUAUUUCUCCACAAACUGGCACUGUUUUAUGUGCCCCUGUUCAGUUUUCUUCCAUCAAAUGGGUGGGGAAUAUUAAGGGUGAGGGUACCGUUGUUCUAGGAACCAGAUCUUCCUCUUUGCCAGGAGGACGUCAUAGUAUUGCCAAAUCAGAUGCACUCAUCUGGGGAACUGAAUGUUUUGCCUAUGCAUUAGAAAAACAGCAAGUGCUGACAGGAGCUGCUUUUCUACCUCAUGCAUAUGGUAGCAUCGUAUCCUGCCUGCACAUUUGGAAAGCUGAGACAUUAAAGAACAAGUUUAGGACACUGAUUGUUGCAGUCACAUGCAAAAACCAGUUGAUCUUCUUCCAAGAUGGUCUGCCAAAGGAUGUUCAGCAACUUCCGUUUGAGAAGCCUUGUUCCAUACAAAUGGCUGUGGUGGAAGGAGACAGCCAGUUGGUUGUUGUGACAUUUGCUUCAGGAGACAUAUGUGCUGUAUGGAAACAUAAUUUUCAGGUUGCUUCCUGCUGGAAAGAUGUGGCAUCAGUACUGGUAGAUGAUUUUGCUGGCACUGGAACAGAACAAAUCCUUGUUCUUCUAAAGAGUGGUUCCAUUUCAGAAUGUCUGAAAACAUUCCAAAUAACAGAUUUUGGAAAGGUUAAUUACAUGAGUAAUAUAAAUGCUAAAGAAGACUCAUCUUCUGUAAAAGACCUUCAACAGAAUUGCUUUCUUACUAUCAAAGCACUUGAAACAAGAUUACAGGCUGGCUUUGCUUCAGUUCAAGAGUUACAGAGGCAUUUGCAUCUCAAACGAAAGGUUCUGAUAGAGAGUUGUAAUGCAUUAAUAAACAUAGUUGAAGAUCAAAAACAUAUUCUUCCAAGUACAGCCAAGGAAGGUCUUGUAUCUCUUUGGGAUGAAACAGAGAAAACGCUUGAAAAUGACACAUCAACUCCAUCUGUGCCCCAAGAAGAAUUUGUGGAGAAGGUUUGGUUCCGUGUAGCAGAAGACAAUCUAGUAGUUGCAGUAAAACUAAUGGAGGCUUUUAACUUGCAGCUUGGUGAUGUCAGCUUAUCUUUGAUAAUGCAUCAGAAAUGUCCUUCAGUUUCUCCAAUGAGGUGCCAGUCUAAUGUUGUUACACUGAAGAAAGCUAUCCUGGCAGAACAUGCAUCAUGUUGGCAGCUAGAGCCGUCUCCUAAAAGGGUCAAGUUAGAUUGCCGUAAUGGAAAUGAAUACAAUGGAAGACCUUUUCAAAUGAAGGCAGAUAGGACAAAAGUCUUUACUGCAGUCACCCAACUCUCUCCUUUCUUGGCAUGGCAUCAAGUACAUUGUAAGGUGCUGCUGCAUGCAAAAAAGAAAAAUUACAAAGAUGGAAAUCCGCAGGAAAACCAAAGACUGAGUUUAAUAUGUGGUAAUAUCCUAUUAAAUCUGGUCGAAAUUUCUUCUGGAAAAUAUUCGAUAAAUCUGAAAGAGACAGGCUCCAUGCAAGAUCUUGUUGCACUUUGUGCAGUAUCGCACAAACAGUCAUUUCAAAUAACUUCUACAGACUGUACACUGAAUCCCAUAAAUACGUGGCUACAGGAACAAAUGGAGUGUAUAACAAUCAAGAAGUUUCCUGAAUAUGUGACCUGUGGUAAAUUCGGAAAUCUGAAUGGCACGCUCUUCAGAUGGAAUGAAAGAACGCCAUUGGAUGGGAUUUUAACAGUAUUUUGCAGGCAUCCAGCUGUCCUGUUCUAUUGUCUUCAUAAUUUUAUUGAAUUGUUGCCACCAACUUGCAAGAUAAAGCACCUAAGGCCAGGCAGCAAGAAGGGACUUGCUAAACAGCUUGCCUUAACUUUAGUAAAGGAAGUAGCCACUCUCCAACAUCCUUUCCCUUCAACUCUGGACUUCACUGAAAACCACAUGUCUCCAAAUUACGAGGAAAACAAAGGAGCGAACAGUAUCAUGACACUACAGCACUUCAAAGAUGCAUUCAGAAAGGAGCAAGAGCAAAGUAUGCUGUACAUAAACCAAAGAGUGAGUGGAGCCACGUAUAGAGGAUUUAUCUUGAAAGUAUUUGAAUCACAGCUAAAAUCUGACAUGAUUUCAUGUCAAUGUUCUUUGCUCAUCUAACUUUAUUUUGAAUUUUCCUUGAGUUGAAAUUACAACGUGAUACACUCUGUAUGCAUUUUUGUUUUCAUUCAAAUAAAACUUCUGUCAAUGCUGUAAUUUUAUUUUUGAGUUAUCAGUAGCAAGGAAAUUAUUUUGCACAUGUACAAAUGGCUAUAAGGAACAUGUGUCUGAAUGAAAGUAGUUCCUCAGUAUAUGUACCUUCUCUAGAUGUCAUAUUCAUUUCACUAUCCUGUUGGCAUAUAUUUGCAACUACAGUAGAGUCUCACUUAUCCAACACUCGCUUAUCCAACAUUCUGGAUUAUCCAACGCAUUUUUGUAAUCAAUGUUUUCAAUAUAUCAUGAUAUUUUGGUGCUAAAUUCAUAAAUACAGUAAUUACAACAUAACAUUACUGCGUAUUGAACUACUUAUUCUGUCAAAUUUGUUGUAUAACAUAAUGUUUUGGUGCUUAAUUUGUAAAAUCAUAACCUAAUUUGAUGUUUAAUAGGCUUUUCCUUAAUGCCUCCUUAUUAUCCAACAUAUUUGCUUAUCCAACAUUCUGCCGGCCCGUUUAUGUUGGAUAAGUGAGACUCUACUGUAGUUAGCUAUCUUUAAUAGAGGGAGACAUGGGGCCAGAAUAUUUAUGGCAACUUGAAUGGCAUCAUUAAAUUGGUGGCUCUGCCAUUUCCAAGUCUAGGGUAGCCACCUAGUUGCAGUGGCAUACAAUGUUGUUUGCUCUACUUAAAAAAGGCAUUUUUGAGGUUUUGUUACACAUUGAAAAAUUCAGAUGGCAGAUAUUUAUUCUUCAGUGUGGUCUGUGUAUACUGAUACAGUAUAAUAAUGGUUAAACUGCAGAAUACAUUGAAUGCAUAUUGGCUGGCAUUGUAGAUAUACUUGUUUAGUUGUUGAAUGAUGAGUCAAUAUGUAGGUAAACACUCUCUGGACUUGAUGUGUGUUGAUAGCUAAUACAUAUAUGCAGUCACAGAUCUGGUUCAAAAUCCUUCCAUUUUGAGUUACUCUUCUGUUCUUCUACUGCAAGGAUACUAUGCUAUACCUUCAUUUCCUAUCAAGUUUUCUCUCCAUCAACUAGGAAGUAAGUUAAUUUGUAGAUGAUGUCAAGAAAUGUCAGAGUUCUCAUCUUUUUUUAAAGUUGCACUCUAUUUGAGAAAGGAUCCUUUCCUUUAGAUGUUUUAUGAAGCAUAUGAGCAUCAUAAAAUGCCCUCUCUCUUAGGUUCAAUUUAAAAUAGGCAGAGAUUAUGUGCAUCAGCAUCUUUCAAGGAUGUUAAGGAUCCAUCAAAUCUAAAUACCUUACCCAUAUAGGCAAACAUUGUCUAAUGCUCGGUACAGCUGUUUGGAAUGAGUUGUCAAAUUAAAAAUUUCCCAACUACUGUAUGUAAAACUGAUUAAUUCCCUUUGAUCAUCAAUAUCAGGGCUUGUGAUCAUUCUUGGCAUGAAAGCAGUCAUUCCUUGUACUCAUAAGUUCAUAAUGGAAGGUAAAGGUUAGGCUUAAGAGUGUUAGCUUCUCAUUAUCACAGUGACAGCUUGACCAAGAGGAAUGAUAUUUUGGUGUAAGUAAAUGUUCAAGUCUCAGUAUGACAUCGAGGAGCAAUCCACCUAAUAAUGGGUUAAUCCCUAUGUGCCAACUGACAAAGCAGGAGCCCACAAAUUAUUUUUCAAUAGAUCUAUUGAGGCUCUUUUUCCUGCCAGCCAACAUAUAGAAAUGAUCCAGGGAGUUCGGUAUCCAUUUUCACAAGAAUUCCAUCACAAGUGUAAAAAGAUAUGUCAAACAGGAAAUUGUUCUGGUUGAAGAUACAACACCUUAUAGUACUAUAGCACUAAAGAAGGUGACUUUAGAAAAGAAAUGCUUUGGAGUAUAUGCUAUCUUUUAAACUUCCAAAUAGCAAUGGAGCUUACAGUCUGGUCUGGGACCUCAGGUACCUAAAUGGGUUUGUGAGGUACCAGAUAUUCAACACGGAGACUCUGCAAACCAUAAAGGAGAAUUUGAACCUAGACAAUCUCAAAGAGGCAUAUUUCCAUAUUCCAUUGGCAUCAAAGGACAGGUGGUAUUUUAAGUUUCAGUACCAGGAAAAACAUUUUCAAUUAAAGGCACUUACCUUUGGACUGACAUCUGCUCAUAUUCUGCUGGCACAUAGGCUAAAAGGGAGGCAGUGAAAUACUUUAUUGAAUACAAGUCUGUGGGGAAAGUUACAGAACAUUUGACUAACAAUUCAAACUUUAGAUAAAUCUCGUUUCCUGGUGAACUAUGAGAAGAGCAUUUAAUGCUAGCUAGUGUAUUAAGUCGCUUGGGGGCUGAAAUCAAAGCUUCAGUGAGUGCUUGACUCUGUCUCAGGAGAAAACAAGGCAAGAGAUAAUGCAUAUACUACAAGGGUGACAUAUGUAAUCCUAUUAGCUUAUAUUGUGGGUAUCUGAGUUCAGCAAAUCAGCUAGUGCCAUGGGGGCAGAAGCGGUUUUGAAAAUAUCAAUUAUUAAUAGAAACCAGGCCUCAUUAUCAGGUCAUCCUACCAUACCAGUUGAAAGUGAAGCUAAAAUGGUGGUUGAAAAGCAGCCAUAUUAACAAAGAUGCCCACUUAAAGGUUCAGAACAAAGUACAAAUGACAACCAAUAGAAGUUUUUCUGGAUGGGAGGGGUGAACUCUGUUAUGGUUCGACAUUUUAGGAGCUGGGUCUCUGUUAGAUAAGAACACAAUAUAAACUAUAUAUGGAGGAAAAAGCAGUGCAGUUGGCCUCACUCAGAUUUGCACCAGUUGUCAAAAGUAUAAUGUGUUCAUUUGCGUAGACAACAUGACUGAGAGCUUACAUUUGCAAUCAGGGAGGAAUGGAUUUGCUGCCUAUUGUCGCAAAAUCAAACUGCUUACUUGGGCCAAAAAGGAAAUGGGAGUCAAUAACAGCAGUCUGUCUGAAGGGAAUUCUGAAUAUUCAAUCAGGUCAUUUCAGCAGAUACAGGUUGCAUCUGAGGUCAUGAUAACUGCAUCUGAACAUGUUGGCUUAGUUGAAUGGUUAUUCAGUCCAUUUAUUCCUAACAUGAGCUGUAAACUUAGUUAAGGAAAAGAUUGCAGUUCGAAUAUACUGAGGUACUGUUGGUCUCUUUCCACCUGAGAACUUAUAAAAGGCACCCAAAACAAUGAUAAUGAGAUGGAUAAAAGAUUACAUUUAUUUUAUGUUAUGAUUAUACUUGUAAGCCAAGAAAGCAGAAUGUUUGGCCUCAUUCAACUAGGUCAAUAGCAACCAGCUCUGUAUAUGCAAUCUUUACCUGAUUGGAGGAUAUGGGUAAAGUAGGGAUCAACCACAUUAAUUAGGCAUUACAAGUUAGCUUUAAGUUGAUGUAGGUGCCAUUUGUUCAAACUGUGAUGCCAGUAGUGUAAUAAAUUCUAGUAGUACCCACCUGGACGUUGGGCUGGGUAAAUGCUGUUAGUUCAAUGGAUUGCUCCUCUGAGCAAUCCAUUGAAUGAGAGGAAAAUGAGAGGUUAGGAUUACUGCAAAUUCAGCUGUGUCUGGAUUAGCAUCUUGCUACAUUUGUACUCAGCUUUCUCUUCUGUUUGAUUUAGCACACAGUGCUUUCCAGAAUAUUCUCCCUGCCUUUUGACUUCCAUAUUUUGUUACAUUAUAGCAAUGACAUUGCAUUUCAUUGGCAUUUGCAAGGGUCCACUUCAUAAACAGGCAGGGGGCAAUCCUUCUUUCAGGAUCCCAGCCACUGCCAGUUAUAAACCCUUAAGUCUGUCCGUGUGCAUGUACAAUAUGAUGUGUCACUCAGGGGCAAUAUUUGAGAUAAAUCAUAGAAUCAUAGAAUCAUAGAAUCAUAGAAUAGUAGAGUUGGAAGAGACCUCAAGGGCCAUCUAGUCCAACCCCCCGCUAAGAAGCAGGAAAUCGCAUUCAAAGCACCCCCGACAGAUGGCCAUCCAGCCUCUGCUUAAAAGCCUCCAAAGAAGGAGCCUCCACCACGGCCCGGGGGAGAGAGUUCCACUGCCGAACAGCCCUCACAGUGAGGAAGUUCUUCCUGAUGUUCAGGUGGAAUCUCCUUUCCUGUAGUUUGAAGCCAUUGUUCCGUGUCCUAGUCUGCAGGGCAGCAGAAAAUAAGCUUGCUCCCUCCUCCCUAUGACUUCCCCUCACAUAUUUGUACAUGGCUAUCAUGUCUCCUCUCAGCCUUCUCUUCUGCAGGCUAAACAUGCCCAGCUCUUUAAGCCUCUCCUCAUAGGGCUUGUUCUCCAGACCCUUAAUCAUUUUAGUUGCCCUCCUCUGGACGCUUUCCAGCUUGUCAGCAUCUCCCUUCAUCUGCGGUGCCCAAAACUGGACACAGUAUUCCAGGUGUGGUCUGACCAAGGCAGAAUAGAGAGGGAGCAUGACUUCCCUGGAUCUAGACGUUAUUCCCCUAUUGAUGCAGGCCAAAAUCCCAUUGGCUUUUUUAGCUGCCGCAUCACAUUGUAGGCUCAUGUUUAACUUGUUGUCCACGAGGACUCCAAGAUCUUUUUCGCACACACUGCUGUCAAGCCAGGCGUCCCCCAUUCUGUAUCUUUGAUUUCCAUUUUUUCUGCCGAAGUGAAGUAUCUUGCAUUUGUCCCUGUUGAACUUCAUUUUGUUAGUUUCGGCCCAUCUCUCUAGUCUGUCAAGAUCGUUUUGAAUUCUGCUCCUGUCUUCUGGAGUGUUAGCUAUCCCUCCGAGUUUGGUGUCAUCUGCAAACUUGAUGAUCGUGCCUUCUAACCCUUCGUCUAAGUCGUUAAUAAAGAUGUUGAACAGAACCGGGCCCAGGACGGAGCCCUGCGGCACUCCACUUGUCACUUCUUUCCAUGAUGAAGACGACGCAUUGGUGAGCACCCUUUGGGUUCGUUCGCUUAGCCAAUUACAGAUCCACCUAACCGUAGUUUUGUCUAGCCCACAUUUUACUAGUUUGUUUGCCAGAAGGUCGUGGGGGACUUUGUCGAAGGCCUUACUGAAAUCUAGAUAUGCUACAUCCACGGCAUUCCCUGUAUCGACCCAACUCGUAACUCUAUCGAAAAAAGAGAUCAGAUUAGUCUGGCAUGACUUGUUUUUGGUAAAUCCGUGUUGACUAUUAGCAAUGACCGCAUUUGUUUCUAAGUGUUUGCAGACCACUUCCUUAAUGAUCUUUUCCAGAAUCUUGCCUGGUAUUGAUGUGAGGCUGACCGGACGGUAAUUGUUUGGGUCGUUCUUUUUUCCCUUCUUGAAGAUAGGGACCACAUUCGCCCUCCUCCAAUCUGCUGGGACUUCUCCUGUUCUCCAAGAACUCUCGAAGAUGAUUGCCAGUGGUUCUGAAAUAACUUCCGCUAGUUCCUUCAAUACUCUUGGAUGUAGCUGAUCUGGCCCUGGGGACUUGAAUUCGUUUAGAGUGGCCAGGUGUUCCUGGACAACUUGUUUCCCUAUUUGGGGUUGGAUUUCCCCCAAUCCUUCGUCCAUUCCAUGUUGCUGAGGUUGAAGAUGGCUUUCUUUUUGUGAGAAGACCGAGGCAAAGAAGGCAUUAAGCAGUUCUGCCUUUUCCCUAUCCCCUGUCACCAUCACCCCAUCUACUCCUUGCAGUGGCCCUAUCGCCUCCUUUUUCUUCCUUUUUCUACCAACAUAAGCAAAAAAACCUUUUUUGUUGUUUUUUAUGUCCCUGGCAAGCCUGAGCUCAUUUUGCGCUUUAGCCUUGCGAACCUUUUCCCUACAGGAGUUGGCUAUACGUUUGAAUUCUUCUUUGGUGAUUUCUCCCCUUUUCCACUUCUUGUGCAUGUCACUUUUGAGCUUUAGCUCAGUUAGAAGUUCUUUGGACAUCCAUUCUGGCUUCUUUGCACUUGUCUUAUUUUUCUUCUUUGUUGGCACUGUUUGCAUUUGCGCCUUGAGUAUUUCACUUUUGAAAAACUCCCAUCCAUCCUUAACUCCCUUGUUUUUUAAUAUCGGCGUCCAUGGAAUGCCGCUCAGUAAUUCCUUCAUUUUUUGGAAGUCAGCUCUCUUAAAGUCCAGAAUGCGUGUUUGACUUGUCUUAGUUUCAGCAUUCCUUUGUAUUGCAAACUGCAGGAGCACAUGGUCACUUGCCCCUAAGGAUCCAACCACUUCAACUGUAUUGAUCAGGUCUUCCACAUUUGUUAAGAUUAGAUCAAGAGUUGCUGAUCCCCUUGUUGCCUCUUCUACCUUCUGGACCAUAAAAUUAUCUGCAAGGCAAGUGAGGAAUUUGUUGGACUUUGUAUUCUUGGCUGAGUUUGUUUUCCAGCAGAUAUCGGGAUAAUUGAAAUCGCCCAUGACUACUAUAUCUCUUCUUUGUGCCUGUUUGGUCAGCUGUUGACAGAAGGCUUCAUCAAGUCCUUCAUCCUGACUCGGAGGUCUGUAGUAGACACCCACGACAAGAUCUUUUUGAGUCCCGGUUCCCUUGAUUCUUAUCCAGAUGCUUUCAAGCUGGUUUCCCGGAUUACAGUCUUGCAUUUCUUCUGCAACGUAACUGUUUUUGACAUAUAAAGCUACUCCCCCUCCUCUCCCCUUUGUUCUAUUUAUGUGAAAGAGGUUAUAGCCCUCAAUGGUUAAAUUCCAGUGAUGGGAGUCAUCCCACCAGGUUUCAGUGAUGCCUAUGACAUCGUAUGUGUGGUGCUGUGCUAGGAGUUGGAGUUCGUCUUGCUUAUUUCCCAUGCUCUGAGCAUUAGUGUAAAGACAUGUAAGCCCCUGUGACCUCCCCUCGAACUGUUUAUUUGGGAUUAUUGUGCUCUCUGUACUUGGUCCUUGCUGUGUUUGUGCAGCCCUCCGUUUAGCCUUACGGCGGUUCCCUGUGGUCGUGGGUAAUAUAGUGUUCGCCAGGCUGUUGUUCCCCUCCCCCAGUGGAUUUAGUUUAAAGUGUGCCUGAUGAGGUUUGUGAGUCUGUGUGCAAAAAGAUGUUUUCCUACUUGUGUGAGAUGCACCCCAUCGCUUGCCAGUAGUCCAUCCUCUUGGAAGAGUAGACCAUGGUCAAGGAAGCCAAAAUGCUCCUCUUGACACCAUUUUCUGAGCCAGUUAUUGACCUGUACUAUUUUUCCGGCCCUUGUAGAGCCAUGUCCUACAACGGGGAGGAGGGAUGAAAAGAUCACAUGUACAUUAUACAGUUUUAGCUUUGUUCCCAGAGCUCGAAAAUCAUUUGUGAUCUUUUGAAAAGUAUGCCUAGCGGUGUCAUUGGUACCUACAUGAAUCAACAUAAGGUGGGGAGGGUGAUGGGGCUUUAGGAGCCUGCUGAGCCUCUGAGUGAUAUGGUGUAUUUUUGCCCCCGGGAGGCAGCAUGUUUCUCGAGCCAUCCCAUCCGGUCUGGAAAUGAUGGCUUCCGUUCCUCUAAGGAGGGAGUCACCUACUACCAAGACCUGUUUCCUUUGAGGAUUGACAGGGUCCCUUUUGUGCAAGACAGUGUGUAUGUCCCCUGAAGAGUGUUCCUGUUGAAGUGAAUCAUGUAGGUGUAAAGUGUUGUCCUCCUCCUCAACAUCCCCAGUGCAUUCAUCAAUGACAAUCCAUUGAGAUACAUCCGAGAGCCCAUUACUCUCCCAAGGAUGUUCCUGUUGCUCCUGGUCUAUGAUUGGGGAUGGAGCAUUUGCAUGAUUACAUAAGUGUGACUGUGGUGAUGCACUGUCCCUGUCAGGGCUAUCCCCUGCGCAUUGAUCCAGGAUGGUCCACUGAGUGGUAUCUAAGAAACUGUGGUCCUCCACAAGAUGUGUUUCCUGAUUGUAUGUUAAUGAUGUAAGAAUUUCAAAUCUGUUGUGUAAAUGCAGCUGAGCAGAGGAGUUCUGUGGAGGCUGCCUGGUCCUGCGUCUCCUUCUAUGGGUGACCUCCUUCCAAGCCUGAGGGUUGUCUACCUUUGAGUUGAUCUCCCCAUAAGGUUCCUGAUCAUGGUCUUGGUGGUGUUGGUGUGAUGCAGGCUGCUGAUCUACAGCAGCGUGUUGUGCAGUGUCCAAGAAGAGCUCGAGUGCCUGAAUGUCCUUAAGGGUCUUAAUACGGUGCUCGAGCUGUUGGAUCCUCUGCUCCAUCAGAGUCAUCUGUUUGCAUUUGGAGCAGAUGUAGUUGUCUAGUUUUUGUGUGAAAAAGCGGAACAUGCCACAGCUGGUGCAUGUGAUGGGAAUGUUUUGCUUUUGUUGCAUCUCUUGGUGAGCGUGGUGGCCAAGUGGGAUCUUUGUACAGUUAAGUAAUAUGCACGCACUUUAUGUGCAGACUGCAACAAACCACGUCUUUGUGUAUUUGUUUAUGUUGCUUUGUUUCCUGUAUGUACUGCAAAGGAUAGUUAGUAUCCUUUGCAGGCGCGCGCGACACUGACGGCGCGCGCGACACUGGCAAAUAAAGCUUUCCCAGAAACUCAAUUAACAGGGGACAAUGCCUGCUGUCAAUCAACUUAAGUACCUGGCUCUCUUUCAACACAACAGUCACACAACAGUUAGACUUUGACCACAGGAGCCAAGCCCAAACUCAGUUUAAAAUCUUAGCCAAAUCUUAGCCAAAUCCUACCUGAAGCCAGGGAGCAAAAAUGUCCUCCUGCUUCCUCUGCUUCUGCGAGAACCAAAUCUUCUACUGAUACUAAGUCGAGCAAUUUACCACUCAGAAGCACUUUCUUUAUUUGAAACAGAGAACUAUUUAUUUAUGGUUACUUUAGUCCAACAAUCAUAACUUGUGUCAAUAGUUUACUUCUUCAGUUUCACAUAUAUACAGUAUCAAACAUAUCUUUCAUUCUUCAACAUUAACCACUUGACUGAAACUUUGUCUCUCCCCUAUUCCUUUUUUUUGUUCUUCCUCACUAGAAACCCCAGAUCUGACUGACUUUUCUUUUUAACAUUUUAUCCUUUUCUCCUCCAGCUAGCUCCGCCCCUUUCACUAGCUUAGAAAUUGUUACAUUUCUACCGAAGCAGCUACGUUACCAUGGUGACACAUGGCCCAUCAUCAGUAGCUAACUUCUGCCCAUUUUUAUCUCUAAAUCAACAUUAAAUAACAUAGGCAAAAUUUAUCAAUAAAAUAAGGAUUUCCGUUACAGCAUUGCUGCCACUUAAUGAAUACAAGAUAUUCUUCCCUGUGAAGGUGCAAAAUAUCACAAUUCUUACCUUUUUUAUAUGCAUAUUUCUAAAGGCAGAAAUAUGUUUUGAAAACCCUAACCCUUAAUGUGCUUUGCCUAGCUUUAUUCAGGGCUUAGUUAUACAGCUAAAUUAUCAUUUAUCCAAAAUGCUAGGGACUAGAAGUACUUGAAGAUUUUUUUAAUUUUUGCAUUUGCAUAGUGCUAUAAUCUUAAAGAUAGCACCCAAGUCUAAACACAAAAUUCAUUUAUGUUUUAUGUUAUCCUUAUACGUAUAGCCUGAAUAUAAUGUAUACACUAUUUUAAAUAAUUUUGGGCAUGAAAUAAAAUUUGUGUACACUGAGUGAAGAAGUCACUAUCUCAGCUACCCAUCUCGACAAUUUUCUAUCUUGGAGCACUUAAGAUUUCCAGAUAGGGAUGCUUAACCUGUAUAACUUAUUUUAGGCGAGGAAGCCAAUCUAAAAUAAUUAUAGAAAUUGUCUGAAAUCAGGAAAUGAUUUAUUUGGGAUAUGUUCUAUAUCUACCUGAAUGAGUAAGUUGUAGCUUUCAGGCUAACCCACCUCUAGGCAUCUUAGAAUCAUAGAGUUGGAAGAGACCUUGUGGGCCAUUCAGUCCAGCCCCUUGCCAAGAAGCAGGAAAAUUGCAUUCAAAGCACCCCUGACAGAUGGCCCCUAUUUAAAAGCCUCCAAAGAAGGAGCCUCCACCACACUUGGGGACAGAAUUCCACUGCUUAACAGCUCUCACAGUGAGGAAGUUCUUCCUAAUGUUCAAGUGGAAUCUCCUUUCCUGAAGUUUGAAGCCAUUGUUUCACGUCCUAGUCUCCAGAGCAGCAAAAAAACAAGCUUGCUCCCUCCUCCAUAUGACUUCCCCUCACAUAUUUAUACAUGGCCAUCAUGAUGUCCCUCUCUUUGGCACGCUAAACAUGCCCAGCUAUUUAAGCCGCUCCUCGUAGGGCUUGUUCUUCAGACCCUUGAUCAUUUUAGUCACCCUUCUCUGGACACAUUCCAGCUUGUCAACAUGCCCAGAAUUGGACGCAAUAUUCUAGGUUUCAUCUGACCAAGGCAGAAUAGAGGGGUAGCAUGACCUCCCUGGAUCUAGACACUAUACUCCUAUUUAUACAGGCUUUUUUUAGCUGCCACAUCAUAUUGUUUAACUUGUUAUCCAUGAGGACUCCAAGAUCUUUUUCACAUGUACUGCUGUCAAGCCAGGUGUCCCCCCUUCUGUCUCUUUGCAUUUCAUUUUUUCUGCCUAAGUGGAGUAUCUUGCAUUUAUCCCUGUUGAACUUUAUUAGCUUCGGCCGAUCUCUCUAAUCUGUUAAGAUCAUCUUGUACAAGUAAAGCUCUAAAAGAGUUGAUACUCUUUUCUAUCCCUUUACUCUGUCUUUCUUAUUUGUCCCCUACAAUUUCUAUUAAAAAGCCCUGGAAGGGUCGCCCACUAAAAUUAAAUCACCUACUGUGAAUUGUUUCAGAGCUGAUAGCGUUGGAGUCAUGAAACUAUCAUCUGCCCACAUUCUCUCUUCCAUUGAAGAGGCUUCUUAGGGUCCUGUACAUUGGAAUUGUCUUGAAGGCACAUAACAACAACAAUAAAGCUGCAUUAGGUUAAUUUGUCAUUCUUCUGUUCGUAUCCAUUGUUCUGUAGCCAUGGGUGCCCAGAAUACAUUUCAGUUGGUUAUUUCUAUUAAGCUUAAAACCUUUAUUUGUGUAAACUUUUGUUUAGCUGACGAAACCCACUGGGUGACCUUGGGCAAGCCAAGGCAAAAGCAAACUCGCUGAGUAAAUCAUGAUGGGUUUGCCUUAAGGUUGCCAUAAACCGAAAACGAUUUCAAGGCAUGUGACAACAACAAAAGAAAUCAAUUUUAAAAUAUUCUAGUUUUCAGUCUUUUGGCACAUAGCAUACAUAACCUUGUACUUUCAACUCAUAAACCCUGUAUUUCCCCAUUCCUUUUACCUUUGUUGAUCCACUUUUGCAACGUCUCUAUUGAGUAUUUCUUCCUUAGGCAAAUUUUGUGUAGUGAGGUGGUCUGCAAACAAUACUUGCUAAUUUCAUUCUUCUUGCUGUAUUUGGAAAACAGUGCAUAGCAUAGUCCAUUGCCUGCACUUAUGCAGCUGACAACUACCAAUAUAAUGAAAACUGAUACUUGAUUCUAUGAGAAAUGUAUGAAGUGAUGGCAUUUACAUAAAUAGAGUUCUUAAUAUUUGUCUGCAUUUAUAAUGCAUUCACAUUUGUCUGUGAAUGCAUUAUAAAUGGAAUCAUUUCUUUAAAACUGCAAUAACAGAAAAUUCUUGAAUAUAUCACCAUUAUACAUUCUCACGUCACUCCAUAAAUAUUGUUUAUUUGGUAGGCUGUGGAAUUCGUCCUUACAUGAAUCUGUGCAUGAUUUUAAAAAUGAAUUCACACAAACUGUUGAGACUGCUGUUCACUCCAUCAAUAAUAUUAAGGGUUGGAUGUUUAAAACGUUUCUAAAUUUUAACUGGAAGAAACAUAUUCACAAUUGUUAUUUUGUUUUAUUGUUAAUAUAUCUGCUACAAGUUAGGAUGUGCAAUAAAGCAUUUUGGUGUAUAUAUUUUUGUUCUCUUUUUGUACCACAUACUGCCUAGUUAUUGAAUGAGUUAACUGUUAGUUUCUAAGUUACAAUUUGGCACUAAUAUGUCCUACAAUAAAUGUAUUACUUCUUACCUGCA
This is a messenger RNA of Anolis carolinensis (green anole), 14536 nucleotides long. RefSeq names its product FA complementation group B (gene fancb). Lineage: Eukaryota; Metazoa; Chordata; Lepidosauria; Squamata; Anolidae. Bases 362 to 2872 code for a protein of 836 amino acids. Gene Ontology annotation, cellular component: Fanconi anaemia nuclear complex. Gene Ontology annotation, biological process: positive regulation of double-strand break repair via homologous recombination; negative regulation of double-strand break repair via homologous recombination; replication-born double-strand break repair via sister chromatid exchange. The transcript is spliced from 10 exons. The record is from RefSeq and is a predicted model, not a curated record.